AGCUGUGCUUGCUGGCUCUUCCUGGACCUCACCGCCUUCAUCUCCAUCCAGAUAUGUGCGUGGUCGCUGGCUUUGUGCCCUGGGAAACUCCCGAGACGCCCUUCCUCACUCUGCUUUGCUCCCUUUUUGUUCUUCCAGGCUGGGACGGGGUGAAAUGGCAGCCUCUUCCUCAUCCUCUUCAGCUGGCGGAGUCAGUGGCAGCUCUGUAACAGGAUCGGGGUUCAGCGUUUCGGACCUGACGCCGCCCCGAAAAGCCCUCUUCACUUACCCCAAAGGAGCUGGGGAGAUGCUGGAAGAUGGCUCUGAAAGAUUCCUCUGUGAAUCUGUCUUCAGCUAUCAGGUUGCAUCUACAUUAAAGCAAGUCAAACACGAUCAACAAGUCGCACGGAUGGAAAAACUAGCCGGGCUGGUGGAAGAGCUGGAGGCAGAUGAGUGGAGGUACAAGCCAAUAGAGCAGCUCCUGGGAUUCACUCCCUCCUCGGGCUGAGCGUGUCUGGAUCGCUGCUGUCAGGGAGCAGAAGAAAAACAUUCUCUGGCCUGGCUUCAAAACACACCCUCAUUUAUCAGGAUGCUGACAGCUGCAUCGGUGGGACUGGGCUUCUUGUUGGUUGUUUUUUUUUUUUUUAAGUUGAGAGUGGGGAUCCCCCAUAAAGCUGCCAGUAAAUAGAAAUGACAGGAUCCUUUAAGUCCU
Molecule: messenger RNA, 691 nt
Organism: Athene cunicularia (burrowing owl)
Lineage: Eukaryota; Metazoa; Chordata; Aves; Strigiformes; Strigidae
Gene: ANAPC16
Product: anaphase promoting complex subunit 16
Exons: 3
Coding region: 155-487 (110 amino acids)
Biological process (GO): protein ubiquitination
Cellular component (GO): kinetochore; anaphase-promoting complex; cytosol
Source: RefSeq, a predicted model, not a curated record